AGAAGGGUUCAGAGCGGCCGGUGCGACCCCCGCAAGGAUGAGGGUCACUCCCCGCUAGAGGUGAAGGGUAACGGAGGAGAUUCGCCGACUUAAAGACAACACAUGAGAUCACUCCGCCUCCAGUGAGCUGGACCCUCAGGCUAAAACGCGUGGUCGUCAACCUGGACCCAGGAGGACAUUCUGACCGGCAGACCCACAAUGCUCCCGGGGCUGACCUCAGCGGGGGCUCCGGCCCCCCUGGCCCUCCAGCCCACCCCGGCGGCCCUGCGCCCGGCGGUGGCUCCGGCGGUGCAGCUGGGCUUCACGGCGCUCUACACGUCUCUCUACGCCCUGCUCUUCCUGGCCGUCUACGCCCAGCUGUGGCUGCUGCUGCUCUCAAGGCACAAGCGGCUCAGCUUCCAGAGCGUGUUCCUGUUCCUGUGCCUGCUCUGGGCGGCGCUGCGCACCACGCUCUUCUCCUUCUACUUCCAGAACUCCCUGGAGGCUAACCGGCUGCCCAUGGCGGUGUACUGGCUCUUCUAUUGCUGCCCGGUGUGCCUGCAGUUCUUCACUCUGAGCCUCAUCACCACCUACUUCACCCAGGUGCUGCUCAAAGUGAAGGAUCUGCACCGGGAAGACGUGAACAAACUGAUCUGGGUGACGCGGUGUGCGUACGGCGCCCUGAGCCUCCUCUUCCUGUGUGUGAACGUGGCGUGCGGGGCCCUGGGCGUGCGGGGCGGCGGCGGCGAGGGUCCCGGGGCGGCGGAGCGCGCCUGGAGGCUGGUGCUGGUGCGCGUGCUGGUCAACGACCUGCUGUUCCUGCUGGAGGCCGCGGUGCUGGCCGCCACGCUGCUGCUGCUCAGGAGGCACUCCCGCCCCAACGGGGCCUCGCUCCACCGCAGGUGCCCGGCCCUGUGUGGCACUGCUGCCCUGGGGGCAGCGAUCAUCCUGCUGUUCGCCAGCAGGGGGUGCUAUAACCUGACGGUGCUGGUGCUGUCGCGGAACCAUCGCGCAGAGGCGUACGACCUGGACUGGUACAACAUCUCAGAUCAGGCGGACCUGCGCAGUGAGCUGGGCGACCGGGGCUACCUGGCUUUCUGCACCAUCCUCCUCAUCUGGGAGCUGCUGCCCACCACGCUGCUGCUGGUCAUAUUCCGGGUGCGGUGGCCGGCCCAGGAGGCGUCCAGCAGUAUGGCUGGUCAUCCCAGAGCUCUGCCCAGGCCGUACUUCUUCGACGACCCCCAGGGCAGUGAGGACGGCUCCCCCGCGCCCUGGGCUCACAGCGUGCGGCCGCAGUCCAGCUGGUACGGCUCAGUGACCACCCCUCUCCUGUUCGCCAGUAACCCCCCCGCCCAGGACCACUCGUUGUACUCCACCCCUAACAACUGAGCCUGUUGCCGGGGGCAGGAGAUACAAUCACCGUCAGCACCGCGCUCUGCCUGCAGUACCGCUUUGCACUUUAAACCUCAGGGAACCGCCUCGCUGCCGAACGCACACGUUGUGGUUAAGCUUCGGACCAAAACGGCACGACGGCGAGAGAUAUGUAACUUCUAGGGAACAAAGCAUUAAUUGUAGCUCACUUUUCUGUUCUUGAAGACGUACAUUUUAGGUUUUUCUUACAGUUUUUAAUAGAUAUGUCAAGCAGUUGAACCUUCACUAUUUGUUUUAAAAUUUUCUUUAGUAUAAACCUGGUUUAUGGCUGCCGCUACAUAUUCUAUCAAUUAGCAACACAGCUCAUGUGCUGUUUGUGUGCUCCGAUUCCAACGACUGUAUUGUUGUGGUCUAUCAUAUACAACAUGUUAUCUGGACCCUUUAACUUUUUAAUGAAUCAUACAAUGAGGGGACGUUUCCCAUGAUGCCAUGCCUAACUACCUUAAUACCUGUGCUGUUGGAACUUUCUACUCAGUGUGCUUUAGUUUUGUACUUUUAGAUAAUUAAUAUAAUUGACUUGGUUAUAUUUUUUCAUUUAAAUAGAUUGUAUAUUAUAACUUAUUUUCUAUCAAAGUUAAUGCUUUUUCAUAUCUAUGAAUCUUCAAAUAAUUCCUCUAAUGCACUGCUGUCAUGAGUAAAGGUUUACCUGUUCAACAGGAUGCAACACUCACACAAUGACAACAAAACAUUUCAGUGCGUAAUUCAUUUAUUGCACUGAUAUUUGGGAAAGCUAAAAUGAGAUCCAUGAUCCACAGCGAGUAAGAAUGCAUUACUUUUCUGUGGGAGAAUCUGAAGCAAAUUCUUUUUUUUAAAAAUCAGUGUUGUACAUUCAACACACAAAUAAAGAGCCAGUUUACAAAAUUACAA
Messenger RNA from Gadus macrocephalus (Pacific cod), 2277 nucleotides. It is a transcript of the gene gpr137, whose product is annotated as G protein-coupled receptor 137. Lineage: Eukaryota; Metazoa; Chordata; Actinopteri; Gadiformes; Gadidae. The transcript is spliced from 8 exons. Bases 199 to 1368 code for a protein of 389 amino acids. Gene Ontology annotation, biological process: positive regulation of TORC1 signaling. The record is from RefSeq and is a predicted model, not a curated record. Gene Ontology annotation, cellular component: lysosomal membrane.